AUGGAUCCGACGGAUGCUCGCUUAAAUGUUCCAGUUGGGCAUUUGAAUGAAUCAGUUGAGGUGUGCUUGGUAGCACCAAGGCCGUUCGACGAGCGACUGAUAGUUUCAGCUCGGGAAACUGAUCGGAUUCGAUCUGAUGACCUAAUGGCUUUAGCACAACAGGUGUCGCAAGCCCGGGAUUUGGUGAAAAAUCGUGCAUGUGAUCGCCUACAAGCCAUCGCUGAACAAAUGGAGUUCUUGCACAUGAAAGCUAAACAAGUGCUGGACGAAGCGGCUAGAGAUGAGAAGCUACAUCAAAUACCAUGUAAUGUUCAAAAAAUCCCCGGCAAACUGUAUCAUUUGUACAAGAAGCAGGACGAGACUAGAUAUUUUUCGAUCUUAUCGCCAAAUGAGUGGAACAGUGAAGAGAAGCGACAAGAAUAUAUUGGGUCUUUCCGAUACGAGUUGGAUCGAAGUUGGACACCAUUGGAAAAGGCGAGUAAACGAGAUGAUCAAUUUCACCAAUUCAGAACAUUACUCGAAAAAGGCCAAUUGAAACAUUUAGCUCUUGAA
This is a messenger RNA of Mesorhabditis belari, 552 nucleotides long. NCBI's taxonomy places the organism in Eukaryota, Metazoa, Nematoda, Chromadorea, Rhabditida, Rhabditidae. The record is from the annotation of a GenBank genome assembly.